This is a messenger RNA of Dovyalis caffra, 1389 nucleotides long. The record is from the annotation of a GenBank genome assembly. NCBI's taxonomy places the organism in Eukaryota, Viridiplantae, Streptophyta, Magnoliopsida, Malpighiales, Salicaceae.
AUGGCUACCAUGUCUAGUCUCUUCACCAAAACCUCUUACCCUUCUCACUCUCUCCCAAAAUCAUUCAAUACCCAGUUCAGCCCUACCCUCAAACUAUCGUUUGCGCCAAAAACCCAAUGGAAACGGGUCAGGAUUCAAGCCGGGUUGAUCGAGCCGGAUGGUGGAAAACUUGUUGAACUCAUCGUUGAAAAGUCGCAGAAAGAUGCAAAAAAGAAAGAGGCAGUUUCAUUGCCUAAAGUUAAGUUAGCUAAGAUAGAUCUUCAAUGGGUGCAUGUUUUAAGCGAAGGCUGGGCAAGCCCUCUCCGCGGAUUCAUGAGAGAAUCCGAGUUCCUCCAAACUCUUCAUUUCAACUCGCUCCGUUUGGAAAACGGGUCGGUUGUUAACAUGUCGGUGCCUAUUGUGCUCGCUAUUGAUGAUUUGCAGAAGCAGAGCAUUGGCGAGUCCAAAAGGGUCGCUCUUGUCGACUCUGAUGACAAUACUGUGGCCAUUUUGAGCGAUGUAGAGAUUUAUAAGCAUCCCAAAGAAGAACGGAUUGCGAGAACCUGGGGAACUACUGCCCCUGGUUUACCUUAUGUUGAAGAAACCAUAGCUGGAUCUGGGAACUGGCUGAUUGGAGGGGACUUGGAGGUUAUAGAACCAAUCAAGUAUCAUGAUGGUCUCGAUCAUUUUCGAUUGUCACCUGGAGAACUCCGUGAAGAAUUCACUAGGCGCAAUGCAGAUGCUGUGUUUGCAUUCCAGCUCAGGAAUCCUGUGCACAAUGGACAUGCUUUACUCAUGACAGACACUCGUAGACGGCUUCUUGAGAUGGGCUAUAAGAAUCCCAUCCUUUUGCUUCAUCCACUGGGAGGCUACACAAAAGCAGAUGAUGUUCCGCUCAGCUGGAGAAUGAAGCAACAUGAGAAGGUGCUUGAGGAUGGUGUUCUUGAUCCAGAAACAACUGUGGUUUCAAUAUUCCCAUCUCCCAUGCAUUAUGCUGGUCCAACUGAGGUGCAGUGGCAUGCAAAAGCUCGGAUUAAUGCAGGAGCAAACUUUUACAUUGUCGGCAGGGAUCCAGCUGGAAUGAGCCAUCCAGUUGAGAAAAGAGAUUUAUAUGAUGCUGAUCAUGGGAAGAAGGUGCUGAGUAUGGCCCCCGGACUGGAGCGGUUGAACAUUCUUCCUUUCAGGGUUGCUGCAUAUGAUAAGACUCAGGGUAAGAUGGCAUUCUUUGAUCCCUCAAGGCAUGGAGACUUCCUCUUCAUAUCUGGCACAAAGAUGCGAACACUUGCAAAGAACAAAGAGAACCCACCUGAUGGAUUCAUGUGCCCUGGUGGCUGGAAAGUGUUGGUCGAUUACUAUGACAGUUUGACACCGGCAGACAAUGGCAAAGUCCCAGAACCUGUUCCAGCUUAG